CCACAGUCCAGCUUACAAGGAAAUCGAGCCAGCCCUAUAGACACCACUUUCAGGUUGUUACUGUUGACUGACUGUUGAGACAGAGAUAGAUUUGACAGAUACAUUCUGAUAUGAUAAAUCACUCUGCAUCUGCAUCUGCAUCUACUUUUACAUGAAACCAUGGCCUCCAGGAUGAAUCUUGCAAAAACACAUGACACUAAGACAAAGACAGUCAAGAGCCUGUCUGAGAAUGAAUCUUCUGAACCCAGCUGUGUGUCCAUGAAGAGUGACCGCUCAAUGGAUCCUCCAGUUGUAUUCAGUUUGAGAAAUACGUCUGCUGAUUUGAGCCUGCGUAAGAAUGAAUCUCCUGAACCCAGCUGUGUGUCCAUGAAGAGUGACCGCUCAAUGGAUCCUCCCGUUGUAUUCAGUUUGGGAGAUACGUCUGCUGAUUUGAGUCAAAAACAGGAGGGAUCAGAAUCAUACAUGGUAAAGAAGAACUUGGACUCCAUUUUCAAGGAGCUUGAACAGAAAAUCAUCUCUGUGAUGAAGAGUGAGUUAAAAAGUUUUAAGAGACUACUGUAUCCAGAUUACCCAGAAUGCUCUGAAAGAGACCAUUAUGAUAAUGAAGGCCAUAGCAGAAUCAGAGAGGGGCUUUUUAAGAUCACACUGCACUUCCUGAGGAAGAUGAACCAGAAAGACCUCGCUAACAAACUACAGACCAAACUGAUGCCUGUGUAUCAACAAAAACUCAAAUCCAGACUACAGGAUAAAUACCAGAGAAUCAAUGAAGGAAUGUCCAGUCAUGGAGACUCUGCACGUUUGAAUGAGAUCUACACAGAGCUCUACAUCACAGAGGGAGGGAGUGGAGAGGUUAAUAAUGAACAUGAGGUGAGACAGAUUGAGACAGUGUCCAGGAGACCAGAGACACAGGAAACACCAGUCAACUGCAAUGACAUUUUUAAACCCACACCUGGACAAGACAAACCCAUCAGAACUGUGCUGACUAAAGGAGUUGCUGGAAUUGGAAAAACAGUCUCUGUGCAGAAGUUCAUUCUGGACUGGGCUGAAGGAAAAGCAAAUCAGGAUGUUCAUUUCAUAUUUCCACUUCCUUUCAGGGAACUGAAUUUGAUACAGAAAAAUCUCAGUCUUGUGCAAUUACUAAACCACCUUUACUCAGAAACCAAAGAAUUCAAAUCAAGUGAUUAUGAUGACUACAAAGUCAUGCUUAUAUUUGAUGGUCUAGAUGAAUGUCGACUACGUCUAAAUUUCCAAAACAAUCCGAGCUUGUCUGAUGUAACAGAAUCAGUCUCGGUGGAUGUGCUGCUGACCAACCUCAUCAAGGGAAAUCUACUUCCUUCUGCUCUCCUCUGGAUCACCUCUCGACCAGCAGCAGCCAAUCAGAUUCCUCCUGACUGUGUUGACCAGGUCACAGAAGUACGAGGAUUCAACGACCCUCAGAAGGAUGAAUAUUUCAGGAAGAGAAUAAAUAAUCAGAAUCUGGCUGAGAGAAUCGUCACACACAUCCGAUCAUCAAGAAGUCUGCACAUCAUGUGUCACAUACCAGUCUUCUGCUGGAUUUCAGCCACUGUUCUAGAGAGGAUGAUGAGUAAAGCAGAGAGAUCAGAAAUUCCCAAGACUCUCACACAAAUGUUCACACAUUUCCUGAUCUUUCAGACCAAACUGAAGACUCAGAAGUAUGAUGGUAAAUAUGAAAUUGAUCCAGAUCAUGCUAAAAAGACUAUUCUGUCUCUAGGAAAACUAGCUUUUGAACAGCUGGAAAAAGGGAACCUGAUCUUCUAUGAGGAGGAUCUGAAAGAAUGCGGCAUUGAUGUCAGAGAAGUGUCAAUUUACUCAGGAGUUUGUACCCAGAUCUUCAGAGAGGAGUUUGGACUGCAGCUAGGGAAGGUGUACAGCUUUGUUCAUCUGAGUAUUCAGGAGUUUCUUGCUGCUUUGUUCAAGCUACUGUCCGUUUCUGAACAAAACACAGGACUAAAGAACAUGUUCAAGUCACGUGGAUCAGAUCUUAUGUUCAUAACCAAUUUACUGAAGGAAGAAGUGGACAAGGCCUUACAGAGUGAGAACGGACACUGGGACCUUUUCCUCCGGUUCCUUCUAGGUCUCUCACUAGAGUCUAAUCAGACUCUCUUACAAGGCCUCCUGAGAAAGACAGUAAGCAGCUCUCAGAGCAAUCUGGAAACAGCUACAUAUAUUAAACAGAAGAUCAGGGAGAAUCCCUCUCCAGAGAAAUCCAUCAACCUGUUCCACUGUCUGAAUGAACUAAAUGAUCGUUCAUUGGAGCAGGAAGUCCAAACAUACUUGAGCAGAACAGGUGCCAGUCGUCUCUCUGGGGUCAAACUGUCUCCUGCUCAGUGGUCGGCUCUGGUGUUUGUGCUGUUGAACUCAGAAGAACAGCUGGAUGAGUUUAUUCUGAGUAAAUAUGAUCCAUCAGAAGAAUGUCUUUUGAUGCUGCUGCCGGUGAUCAAAGCAUCUAGAAAGGCUGAUCUUUCCAAUUGUCAUAUCACACAGGAAGGCUGUGCUGCUCUGAUUUCAGCUCUGAUAUCAAACCCCUCACACCUGAAAGAACUCAAUCUGAGCUAUAAUAAACCAGGAGACUCAGGAGUGAAGCUGCUCUCUGCUUUACUGGAGGAUCCACACUGCAAACUGGAGAAACUACAGCUGUGGGACUGCAGUAUUGGAGAGAAAGGUUGUGCUGCUCUGAUUUCAGCUCUGAAAUCAAACCCCUCACACCUGAGAGAACUGAAUCUGAAUGAUAAUAAACCAGGAGACUCAGGAGUGAAGCUGCUCUCUGCUCUACUGGAGGAUCCAAACUGUAAACUGGAGAAAUUACAGCUGUGGAACUGCAGUAUUGGAGAAGAAGGCUGCACUGCUCUGAUUUCAGCUCUGAGAUCAAACCCCUCACACCUGAAAGAACUGAAUCUGAACAAUAAUAAACCAGGAGAAUCAGGAGUUAAGCUACUAUCUACUCUACUGAAGGAUCCACACUGUAAACUGGAGAAACUAGAACUGUGGCGCUGCAGUAUUGGAGAGGGAGGCUGUGCUGCUCUGAUUUCAUCUCUGAGGUCCAACUCCUCGAACCUGAGAGAACUGAAUCUGAAAUAUAAUAAACCAGGAGACUCAGGAGUGAAGCUGGGCUCUGCUCUACUGGAGGAUCCAGACUGUAAACUGAAGAAACUACAUAUUUGACAGUGGAAACUCCACAAGCUCCAAACAAGUGAACCAAAACAACAUUAUCACCUGGACAAAGGAUUUUUGUUAUAAAUUUUUAUUCAGCCAAGAGUUUUUGCUCCAGUCUCAUGGGAACUUUUUUGGCAUACUAAUCACACUGUAAAAAAUUGUGUGUGAAAUUACGUUAUAUUCCAGAGUAAAAGCUGCAUUAACUCCCUGAGGUUGAUGGUCAUGUCGUAUCAGUAUCAGUGUCAGUAUCAGUGCAAAAUACACUAAAAUACUUAUCAUUUUUGAUGAUACAGAUAUAAGCAAUACAUUAUUGUCUAUAGAAAGCUGUCUACUUUUAAAUGAAAUUAGAAAACAUGCUGAAAUCAAAUGUUCUGUAAGUAAGUCAUUAUCUGUAAUGUGUGCUAUUCAUACUAUAAUCAUCCAUGUGAGAACACCCAUAUUACCUCUGUAAACAAAGCAUGAAGAUUCAUCAAAUUCAUCUCAGCUAAUUUUCAUUUCUGGAAAAAGACUCGUUGUGAGAAAUACGAGAGAAUUUACCUAGAAGAAGAAAGUGAUGCGACGCGCGGCUUGACCCAUUGGAGGCUUUCAUUCUGAUGAGUUUAUUGCUUGCAUUCGUUGUUGUAAUUGUUAACAUUGACACAUUUUACUAGUUAGACUUUUCCCAAAAUUCCUGACUACAUGUAUGAAAUCAAAUGAAACAUUUUGAAAUAUGUGUCAUGUCAUUGCAUCUAAAGGUCUCACAAUGUCAUCGUUUUAUAAUGUUCUAUAACAUAACAAUGCAAUAUAAAUGUAAUAUGACUGUUUACACUGCAAUAUUAGUGAUUGUUAAUGUUAUAAUUGCUCCUGAUAUCACAC
Labeo rohita (rohu) is the source of this 4029-nucleotide messenger RNA. Its product is annotated as NLR family CARD domain-containing protein 3. The transcript has 12 exons. Gene Ontology annotation, molecular function: protein binding. The record is from RefSeq and is a predicted model, not a curated record. The coding region runs from base 160 to 3183 and encodes 1007 amino acids. Lineage: Eukaryota; Metazoa; Chordata; Actinopteri; Cypriniformes; Cyprinidae.